This is a messenger RNA of Purpureocillium takamizusanense, 1378 nucleotides long. RefSeq lists its product as uncharacterized. Gene Ontology annotation, biological process: protein phosphorylation. The transcript has a single exon. Gene Ontology annotation, molecular function: protein kinase activity; ATP binding. Bases 286 to 1173 code for a protein of 295 amino acids. The record is from RefSeq and is a predicted model, not a curated record. NCBI's taxonomy places the organism in Eukaryota, Fungi, Ascomycota, Sordariomycetes, Hypocreales, Ophiocordycipitaceae.
UCCGACCAGACAACAGCAGGAAAAUAGCGACAUGGCUAGAGGCUUGCACCGUUGCCGCGUCGCUGUCGACGGGUCCUUGAAGCAGCAUCUCUGUUAAUGACUUUCCCGCACAGCUCCCCAAAGAGCCUUCGUCCUCUCAUUCCCUGAUGGGACAAGCCGUAACGAUUCUCGCUUCGUAUGUGGCGGCCGGGCGCAAUGGACAUUGCACGCGACAUAGCGGUUCGUCAAGUUCAUGCCGGCGACGGCGACGGCGCCGACAUCGUCUUCGACUUCAACGGUUAGCGAAUGGACGUUUCGAUUUUCCCUUCUCUCUCAAGAUCCGAUCAGGAGCACCAAUCUAUCGAGGAUCGCCUAAUUGACCUCCUAAGCCAUGCCGCUUCAUCAGACGAUGAUGACGAAUUCGAAGACAUCAUCGAUGAAGUGCUUGAGACAAUUCUCAGUGUAGGGCCACAUAUCUUGAGCGAAGCUGCACCGACGCCCUCGACCGACGGCAUCGAUUUACACUCUCUUAUCUUCAUGUUCCCGCCAACUCACGUGUUCAGAUUAGCAACAGUGGAUGGAAACGCCACUAUUACGCGAAUUAAUCCCGUAGAAAAGUAUACGUCAUCCUUCCUUGACCGCAACGAAGAUGACUGUUUUGAAGAGGACUCCCAUAUUGAUGAUACCCUCCCGGUGCAUUCGACCAGGAGAAUAGUGGUCCAGGACCUAUAUGUGCAAGGCGCAGGUUACACCGCCGCCUUGGUCCAAGUUGACAGCACAAAAUGGUUCUGCAAGGUCCACAUAGGCGCCACCAGGUUUAUGGAAUCCAGUGUUGGCCGAGAACUUGCAUCCUUGCAGACCAUUCGAAGCAUCUGGCCGCCAGCCCUCAGCAACCAGAUUCGUGUUCCUCAGCUUAUGGGCUACGUACGAGAACAUAACACCGGCCGCAUUGCCGGGUUCCUCGGGCAAUGGGUGCCUGGAGAACAUCUCAGGGGCUGCGACAUCGCAAACUUAUCGAGGGAAAGGAGGCUGAAAUGGGCAUCGCAAGUCUGUGAGGCAGUCGGACUGCUGCAUUCGAACGCGCUCAUCUGGGGCGAUGGGAAAGCAAGUAAUGUCAUUAUCGAUGAAGAAGACGAUUCUUGGCUGAUUGACUUUGGUGGUGGCUUUACCGAGGGCUGGAUAGAUGCAGACUAGGAAAACUCUGUGGAGGGAGACGAGCAAGCAGUGAGAAGCAUCCUUGCCUUCUUAGGUCUGGCUGGGUUAGGCAAAUAGCGAUUCUUGCGACUCAUUUGAACCACGAGAUCAGUCCCGAUCUAAUGCUUGGCACCGGCCAAUACACGAUGGAUGGGCGUGUCCAGCGGGUUAGAGGGCUGGGCCAAUUGAUCGAACAUUUUCACGG